This is a messenger RNA of Candidozyma duobushaemuli, 441 nucleotides long. RefSeq lists its product as uncharacterized. The record is from RefSeq and is a predicted model, not a curated record. Gene Ontology annotation, biological process: intracellular protein transport; vesicle-mediated transport. The transcript has a single exon. NCBI's taxonomy places the organism in Eukaryota, Fungi, Ascomycota, Pichiomycetes, Serinales, Metschnikowiaceae. Gene Ontology annotation, cellular component: membrane coat; intracellular membrane-bounded organelle. The coding region runs from base 1 to 441 and encodes 146 amino acids.
AUGUCCAUUCAUUACCUUCUAGUGCUCAAUAGGCAAGGAAAAACGAGAGUCGCCAAAUGGUUCGACAACGCAUACACUGAAAAAGAAAAGCAGGAACACAUCAACGAGAUCCACAGACUUAUAUCUCUGCGUGAUCUGAAGCAUCAGUCAAACUUUGUGGAAUUCAAGAAUAACAAGCUUGUCUACAGGCGGUACGCCGGGUUGUACUUUGUCGUGCUGAUUGACUAUAUCGACAACGAGUUGACGUAUUUGGAGUCGGUCCACUUCUUCGUCGAGAUUCUUGAUACCUACUAUGACAAUGUUUGCGAGCUUGAUCUUGUGUUCAAUUUCCACAAGCUAUAUGUGGUGCUAGACGAGAUAUACCUCGGAGGUGAGCUUCAAGAAAUCCUGAAGUCCCGGGUCCUACAACGACUUGCUUACCUUGACGGGUUAAGUAAUUGA